Cimex lectularius (bed bug) is the source of this 1558-nucleotide messenger RNA. RefSeq lists its product as uncharacterized. The record is from RefSeq and is a predicted model, not a curated record. Gene Ontology annotation, biological process: regulation of transcription by RNA polymerase II; anatomical structure development. Lineage: Eukaryota; Metazoa; Arthropoda; Insecta; Hemiptera; Cimicidae. The coding region runs from base 1 to 1089 and encodes 362 amino acids. Gene Ontology annotation, molecular function: RNA polymerase II cis-regulatory region sequence-specific DNA binding; DNA-binding transcription factor activity, RNA polymerase II-specific. The transcript has 5 exons.
AUGUCCCAGUACGGGUUCCGGAAAAACAAAUCAGUAACCGAUUCGCAAUUAUCGUUGAUCACAGAUGUUCAAUUGGCUCUUACCAACAAUAAGUCGGUGUUGGCAGUCCUCUUGGAUGUGAGCGGAGCUUAUAACAAAUUUUCGGUCCUAUAUUCUUUGUACGUUUCUGAUCUACCUUCUAUUUUGCCGGACUGGAUCCGAAUCAUACAAUACGCGGACGACAUUUGUCUCUAUGUCAUUGAAGAUUCUUUAGCAAUGUGCAAGAACAAGCUUGUGGAGUUUAUUCCGAAUUUAGACAAAUGGCUCGAAGGGAACGGUCUGACGAUAUCGGACUCUAAAUCGGUUAUAUGCCCGUUUACCCGCCAGGCUGGUGUAAAUCAACUAGGUGGAGUGUUUGUUAAUGGGCGUCCUCUACCUGACUGUGUGAGAAGAAGAAUAGUGGAACUCGCCCUGAUGGGCGUUAGGCCUUGUGAUAUAUCGAGACAACUGUUAGUGUCUCAUGGGUGCGUUUCAAAGAUUCUGACUCGUUUCUAUGAAACUGGCUCUAUAAGGCCUGGUUCGAUUGGGGCUACAAAAACAAAGCAAGUUGCUACACCGUCAGUUGUCAAGAGGAUCCUUCGGUGCAAACAAGAAAAUCCAGGCAUGUUUGCAUGGGAAAUACGAGAGAAACUUCUUUCGCAAAGAAAUUGUGAACCACAUUCAGUUCCUAGUGUAAGCUCGGUAAAUAGGAUUCUUAGAAACAGUAUGACUUCAUCUAGUCCUUGGGGCCAAGCCUACUCUAUACACGAGUCACCGCGAUACCAAACAGAUGUUGUAGAACCAUCGACAUCAAAUGACAGUGAGGGCCGCCUUGAACAGUGGGUAUCUUCAAGUGGCGAUGAAGAAGAUGAACCCAGACAGCCUAAAAAGAACCCCUAUUCUAUUGAAGAACUUCUCAAAAAGAGUCCAAGAAGAAAACCGCCCAUUUCCUCAUUACAUAACAUGCUCUUAAACCAACCGUGUGGUCUUUUGAUGGACAAAGAAUGUACCUGUAAUUUAAACACAUAUAUUGUAUAUCCAUUGGUACCGUCAAGCAAUUCAAAUCUAUGAUUAUAAAUUGUACAAACCGCUACAAACUGGUCCUUACCUUAAGUAAAGUUGUGAUGUUAUUGAUUUGAAGUGAAUUAGUGAUUAUUUCUUGAUGUUAAAUAAAUCAGAACUUGAAAGUUUAUUUUAAGAAACAUUCUUUUUCUUAUGAUGGUGUAAUAGCUAUCAAGCUCAAUUAAGUGUAAAUCUGCUUACAUCUGACUUUACUUCCUUAAAAUUGAAUAAAAAUAAUUGAAAUAGUCCAUAUUAUUUGAUUUAUUAAAUCUGGCCCGAAGGGAAUUGAGUGUAUAUACAUAAAAACAAUCAUCCUAAAUUUAAGUGAAUAUAAUAAUUUAUAAUUUAAACAUUAUUACGCUUUGUUAUAUAUACUGCUGAAAACAGACAUAUGCAUAUAGGCACAAAUAAUGAUAAAUUGCUUUUAUUAUGAAAUUAUAAUAAAACAAAACCUUUAUAUUUUUUCUGGAAUUAAAUA